UACAGAAGUACAGUAGUACUAUUUAGUAGUAUUCGUGGCGCGCUACGAGUAAAAGCGCCAGCUGACUCUGCGCAUUCCAGUGUUGCCAGAUUGGGCGAUUAUCCGCCAAAUUGGGCGGAUUUUGUUGGAAAACAAUUUAAUAGCAGGCAAGAAAGAAGAAGGCUUUAGAAGGCUUGCUGUCAGGACACUUUCUGCUCCUGCUUCUGAAAUGGCACUGCUCGAACUGGUCUUCUCAUUGAUCGGGGUCUGUGUGGUCCUCUGCUGGCUCGCAAGGGCUCUGACAGUGCUUUCUCCACAGGUCUGUUAUCCUCUUCCAGAGAAUUUUUUCACCUCAAUGGGAAAGUGGGCAGUUAUCACUGGAGGGUCUGAUGGGAUCGGAAAAGCUUACGCCCAAGAGCUAGGAAGACGUGGGCUAAAUGUGGUUAUCAUCAGCAGGAGUAAAGAGAAGCUCAACAGAACAGCAAGAGAAAUAGAACUUAAGAAUUUAAGAAAAGUUAUAGUUAUACCUGCUGAUUUCACCAAGGAUGAUAUUUAUGGGCACAUCAAGAAAAUCAUCAAGGAUUUGGACAUUGCAGUUUUAGUUAACAAUGUGGGAAUUUUGCCAAGCUACAUACCCUGUAAACUCUUGGAAACAGUUCACUUGGAGGAGAAAAUUAAUCAAAUGAUCAACUGUAAUGUCAAAACGAUGGUCAAGAUGUGUCACAUCAUCCUGCCUGGAAUGGUAAAAAGAGAGCGGGGCAUCAUUCUGAAUAUUUCAUCUGGCAUGGCAAAAGUGCCUUUUCCUUUGUAUACCUUAUAUUCUGCAACAAAGGUUUUUGUUGAGAGGUUCUCCCUGGGGCUUCAGGCUGAAUACAAAUCCAGUGGAGUUCUAAUUCAGAACGUCUCUCCUUUUGGGGUCUCUACAUCAAUGACGGGCUAUCAGAAACCAAACCUGAUUACGUUCUCUCCCGAGGAGUUUGUGAAGAGCUCACUGGUGUAUCUGAAAACUGGAGCACAAACAUACGGCAGCAUCAGCCAUACAAUUCUGGGCUGGGCUGUACAAACAAUCCCCACCUGGGUUCUAGGAAGUGAAGCAUUUCAACACAGCUUUCAGCAGUAUGUAAAGAAAAGAGUAGAAAUGUGAGUGCUGUGACUGUAUUACAGCAGUUCUGUAAUGCACCAGUAAAUCUUCAUCUCAUACUAUACUGGGAGCGUUAUGGACAGUGUGGGUCAGAUUGACCCUUAGUCAGCAUCUUGAGAUAUCAGAGUCACUGAAUUCCAGCACUCUGUAAGAGAGAGAAAAGUGGAACAGGGCUCCAAAAUUCAAGAAGCAGACAGUCCUACUGGUCUUGAGAUAAAUUCAGUAAAGUGAUAUAUUAAAUAUGAACCACGUUGUGGGUUAAGAAGAGAGUUGGACAUGGGGGAGAUGUCAAGCCAAAGCAUUUGGAAUUGAAAUAGUUGUUUUGACUUUGAUCAUAGUUGAUGUGAGUUAAUGUAGGACAUCACUAGCAUUUUUUCACCAUGUAAAACUACUGUGUUUUUACCACCACUAGUAUUAGUAUUAGCAGAUUUGUGUAACUGUAGGAAGAAAUUAAACAAUUACAGGAUAUUAACAGACUUGCCCUGCUUCUUUAGUGUGACAUUUUGACAACAGUACAAAAAAAUUAGAAAAACCCUGUCGACUCACAACAAGAAGGUCCUGGGCUUGAUUUCCAGGUGGAGCAGUCUGGGUCCUUUCUGUGUGGGGUUUGCAUGUUCUCCCCAUGUCUGUGUGUGUUUCAUCCAGGGCUCCAGUUUCCUUCCACAGUCCAAGGACGUGCAAGUGAGGUGAACAAGAGAAACAAAAUUGUUAAUGACUGUGUUUGACAUUAAAAACUCGUACUGAUGACUCUUGUGUUUCCAGUAAUAACCUGUCCUGUCAUGAAUGUAACCAAAGUGUGUAAAACAUGAUAUAAAAAUUCUAAUAAAUGAAUAAAUAUUGGAGAAAACAUUUUCAGAACAAAUGGAACAUUUUGUAAAAUAUAACAAGAUUCUGUGAUUUGUGCAUUCUAUUUAAACUUUUUUAUUUGUAGUUUUUUAAACUUUGACACAUACAGUAUGUUAUCAUGUGUAAUAUGAUGAAAUAUAUGUCAUACACAAAACCAGAAUAAAUGUAUUUUUGUAAUUUACAUAAA
This is a messenger RNA of Trichomycterus rosablanca, 2153 nucleotides long. It is a transcript of the gene hsd17b3, whose product is annotated as hydroxysteroid (17-beta) dehydrogenase 3. Gene Ontology annotation, cellular component: endoplasmic reticulum. NCBI's taxonomy places the organism in Eukaryota, Metazoa, Chordata, Actinopteri, Siluriformes, Trichomycteridae. Gene Ontology annotation, molecular function: testosterone dehydrogenase (NADP+) activity. The transcript has 12 exons. The record is from RefSeq and is a predicted model, not a curated record. Bases 209 to 1123 code for a protein of 304 amino acids.